GUCCGCAGUCUCUGGUCAUCCCCUGUACUGUGUCCGCAGUCUCUGGUCAUCCCCUGUACUGUGUCCGCAGUCUCUGGUCAUCCCCUGUACUGUGUCCGCAGUCUCUGGUCAUCCCCUGUACUGUGUCCGCAGUCUCUGGUCAUCCCCUGUACUGUGUCCACAUCUCUGGCCAUCUCCUGUACUGUGUCCACAGUCUCUGGUCAUCCCCUGUACUAUGUCCGCAGUCUCUGGUCAUCCCCUGUACUAUGUCCGCAGUCUCUGGUCAUCUCCUGUAGUAUGUCCGCAGUUUCUGGUCAUCUCCUGUAUGUCUGCAGUUUCUGGUCA
This is a messenger RNA of Staurois parvus, 324 nucleotides long. The record is from the annotation of a GenBank genome assembly. Lineage: Eukaryota; Metazoa; Chordata; Amphibia; Anura; Ranidae.